UAAUUAGCUUUAUGCUAAUCCAAAAUUCUUGAAUCAGAUUCAACAUUCAAGAACGAAGAAAACUUUAGCAGAGUAAUUUUCAUGGCAGAAUCGAAACCAAACCCUACAAACUCUCCAUCAGAAAAGGAUGUUAAAGCCCCAAAUAUAUUUGAAAGAGCAAAGGAAGAGAUUGAGGAAAUAUUUCAUAUUCCACAACAUCAUAAAGAAACUCAUGGAACAAGUGAUGACAUUGAUGAGAGUACCCCCAUAGAUGAAGUCAAAGCACCUGGUGUAUUUGAACGAGUUAAGGAAGAGAUCGAGGCCAUUGUUGAAGCAAUUCAUCCUAAGAAGGAUGAGAAUCACAAGCAUCCUCCUAAUGGAGAAAUCAAGUAGGUUUCUGCAAAUAUGAUUUUUGUGGGAUUGAAUAAUGGAAAUUGAUGUUGUAUUCUUGACUAUUUUCAAUUGCUUACUUCCUAUGUAUUUUUGCUGCAAUUUGCUUAUCUAGAUGAACUUGGGCAUGGUGUAAUAUGUAUCAUUUGUUCUACUGGUUAUCUUGAAAUUGAAAAACUGUAAUUUGUCUCUCUUUUUAAUGGUUGUUAAAUUUGGAUUCAAAAA
Molecule: messenger RNA, 594 nt
Organism: Jatropha curcas
Lineage: Eukaryota; Viridiplantae; Streptophyta; Magnoliopsida; Malpighiales; Euphorbiaceae
Source: RefSeq, a predicted model, not a curated record